Molecule: messenger RNA, 330 nt
Organism: Caenorhabditis briggsae
Lineage: Eukaryota; Metazoa; Nematoda; Chromadorea; Rhabditida; Rhabditidae
Exons: 2
Coding region: 1-330 (109 amino acids)
Source: RefSeq, a predicted model, not a curated record
AUGGCUCUGAACAGUUUAAUAGAGAAAACAGUGCAAAUGCAAAAACAAAUUCUUAUGGCACUGUUCCUUCAAAUCUCUGUGCCCCUGAUUACUCUCCUAAUUCCACUGGUUUAUUUUUUCUAUUCAAUUAUCUUUAAUUAUUAUAACCAGUCCUUAACAAAUAUCGCAAUAACUUGUUUAUCAACUCAUGGAUUUAUUUCGACAAUUGUGAUGAUUAUGGUGCAUCGACCAUAUCGAAGAGCAUUAUUUGAUAUGAUUAGAAGAACAAACAAGGUGGAGGUGCGAGAGGAAUCCUUGAAAACAACCGUAGUUGUUUUUGUUAUUAAUUAA